Molecule: messenger RNA, 2996 nt
Organism: Sesamum indicum (sesame)
Lineage: Eukaryota; Viridiplantae; Streptophyta; Magnoliopsida; Lamiales; Pedaliaceae
Gene: DBE1
Product: debranching enzyme 1
Biological process (GO): starch biosynthetic process
Molecular function (GO): isoamylase activity
Source: RefSeq, a predicted model, not a curated record
GGGGCUGAGCUGAGUCUGACAGUAUGUCAGGAACAAAAUCCCCCACCUCUAUCUAUUAAAAGGACUGUACUCACACUCCUCUCUUCCUUUCGCUCUUUCCUUCCCUCACGUACAGACUUCUCUCUCUUUUUUCUGGAUUCAAUUUGAUCUCUCUCUCUCUCUCUCUCUCACUAGGGUUCUUUGCUGGAUUUUGGGUUUGGCGUUCGGCUUGCUGGAUCAUUGGUUCGCCACUCAUGUUCUUGUUCUUGGCAGGAAGAGAUUGUGACUCAAGUAUAUGAUCAUGUCAAACUCCAAAUUUGAGAUCUAAUCGUUUCUAUAUGCCUGAGUCGCGAUGCAUCCAGUACCGUGUCUAAUGCAGUCGCAUUGCCCAAGCAGUGGCAUAGUUGGGCCAACUAAGUUGUUUUCUGCCAACUGUGGCAAUUAUGGGAAAAGGUUAGUAAGUGGUCCUAAAAGAUUGGACGUUGCAAAACAGGCAAUGUUCAAUGGACGACAGGUGAAAUAUGUAAGAAGGAUUUCUUAUGGGCCUCACGUAUUGAAAUCAGUGGCCAAUUCAGAUGUUUCUGUUGUGAAAGCAUCAGAAAAUAUGGCUACAUAUCGAUUUUGGAUGGAAAUUGGUGGUCAAUUGAGAGCCCUCGUCAAAAGGAAGAGUAACAACAAAUAUGGACUUUAUGUUGAAGUUGAAUCCUCGCAGCUUUAUGAGGGACACAGUGAGCUGGUUAUGAUCUGGGGGCUGUUUAGAGCCGAUUCAACAAAUUUUAUGCCGCUGGACUUUCAACGAUCAAGUGCUGAUAGCAAAUAUAGUACCAUCGAGACCCCAUUUGUGAAAGAUUCUAAUGGUAGGUUAGCUGUUGAGUUGGAUUUUGAGGAAAGUUUAGCGCCUUUCUAUGUCUCAAUUCUAUUAAAGUCCAAAAUAGGUUCUAAUUCAAAAAUCUCAACUAUCAGAAGCUUAAGGAAAACAAAUUUCAUUGUGCCAGUUGGUUUUGGCUCUGGGUAUCCCUCCCCAUUGGGCAUCUCUUUUUCAGAUAAUGGUUUCAUAAACUUUGCCUUUUUCUCACGCGAUGCUGAACGUGUUGUUCUAUGUCUAUAUAUGGACAACACAUUAGAGAAACCUGCUUUAGAGAUUGAUCUGGAUCCAUAUGUCAAUCGGUCAGGUGAUAUUUGGCAUGCAUCAAUAGAUUCUUCUAUGCCCUUUGUGAGCUAUGGUUAUCGUUGCAGGAGUGCUACUGAUAACAAAGGGCAUCAUGUUCUGUUGGAUCCGUAUGCUAAGGUUAUUGAAGACCUUGGGUUGGGUUUGCCAAGAAAAUGCCUUGGAAAAUUGUACAAGGAACCUGCAUAUGACUGGAGCGGUGAGUUCCAUCCUAGCUUACCGAUGGAAAAAUUAAUUAUUUAUAGAUUGAAUAUUACAGGUUUCACCAAAAAUAAGUCUAGUAAGUUACCAGGUGAUAUUGCUGGAACUUUCUCCGGUUUAUCAGAGAAAUUGCAUCAUUUCAAAGAUCUUGGUGUCAAUGCCAUCCUAUUAGAGCCAAUCUUCCCUUUCGACGAGAAAAAGGGACCCUAUUUUCCGUGGCAUUUCUUUUCUCCUGAAAGGUUGUGUGGACCUACUGGCGACCCAACAACUGUUGCUCAAUCCAUGAAGGAGAUGGUAAAGAAGUUGCAUGGCAGUGGAAUAGAGGUCUUACUGGAAGUUGUUUUCACCCAUACAGGUGAGGGUUGCGCACUAAGAGAUAUUGAUAGUUCUUAUUAUCAUACCGAAGGGGGGGACGACUUGACAUCUAGAAAUGCAUUAAAUUGCAAUUACCCCAUCGUCCAACAAAUGGUCUUAGAGAGCCUCCGUUAUUGGGUGAUUGAGUUUCAUAUUGAUGGAUUCUGUUUCAUCAAUGCAUCUCAUCUCAUGAGAGGUUUCCAUGGUGAAUUUCUUUCACGCCCUCCUUUGGUUGAAGCUAUUGCUUUUGAUCCCGUACUUUCAAAAGCCAAGAUAAUAGCAGACUCGUGGGAUCCACACGAGAUGGAGACAAAGGAAAUAGUAUUCCCUCACUGGAAGAGAUGGGCGGAGAUGAAUGCAAAAUUUUGUGUAGACGUGAGAAACUUCUUGAGAGGUCAAGGUCCUAUAAGCAACCUUGCAACUCGGCUUUGUGGUAGUGGGGAUCUCUUUUUGGGUGGUCGAGGACCAGCAUUCUCUAUCAAUUUUAUUACAAGAAAUGUUGGACUUACUCUUGUGGACUUAGUCAGCUUCAGUAGUAGUACAUUCGGAUCAGAAUUGAGUUGGAACUGUGGGGAAGAAGGCCCGACGAAUAAAACUCUUGUGUUAGAGAGGCGACUUAAACAGAUCCGGAAUUUCCUUUUCAUUUUGUUUAUCUCUUUGGGCGUUCCCGUCCUUAACAUGGGAGACGAGUGUGGCCAAUCCACUGGAGGCUCCCAAGAAUAUGCUGACCGGAGACCUUUGGAUUGGAAUGCUUUGAGAUCAGGAUUUGGUACUCAGGUCACACAGUUUAUUUCAUUUUUAAGCUUGUUGAGAAGAAGGCGAAGCGAUAUCCUUCAAAGGAGGAGCUUCUUAAAGGAAGAUAACAUCGAAUGGCAUGGAACUGACCGAACCCCACCUAUGUGGGAUGAUCCCUCAUGCAAAUUUCUAGCUAUGACUUUGAAGGCUGAUGCAUUACCAAGCCAGGUGACAUCUGGUUCUCCAAAUGCAGGUGGUGACUUAUUCGUUGCCUUCAACAGUGCCAAUCAUUUACAGAAAGUUGCUCUCCCACAACUUGCAGUCGGUUCCACUUGGGUUCGACUGGUUGAUACUGCACUUCCUUUUCCUGGUUUUUUCACUGUGGAUGGUGUUCCUCUUGACGCCGGUUUAGCAACAUAUGAGAUGAAGUCUCAUAGUUGUAUAUUAUUUGAAGCUCGAAAAUUGUAGUUGCCUCAUGCUAUAAUUUCCAGAAGGAAUUUGUAUAUUUGUCCCCAUUUUGUCCAUUAAUGCUCAAAUAAAGAGUGUGCUACUUGCUCUA